Molecule: messenger RNA, 471 nt
Organism: Prunus armeniaca (apricot)
Lineage: Eukaryota; Viridiplantae; Streptophyta; Magnoliopsida; Rosales; Rosaceae
Source: the annotation of a GenBank genome assembly
AUGGAGUUGGUGGUUGUGGUAGUGGUGGUGGUGGUGGGGAUGGCAAUUGUGGAGGUGGUGGUGGUGGUGGUUUUGGAGGAGGUGGUUGUGGUGGUAGUAGUGGUGGUGGUGGUGGAGGUGGAGGAGGUGGUGGUGGAGAUGGAGGUGGAGGUGGAGGAGGUGGUGGAGGAGGUGGUGGUUGUGGUGGUGGUGGCGGAGGAUGAGGAGGAGAAGGAUGUGGUGGUGAUGGUGGUGGAGGUAGUGAAUGUGGUGGUGCAAGUGGUGGAGUUGGAUGUGGAAGUGAAGGUGGUGCAAGUGGUGAAGUUGGAUGUGGAAGGUGAUGCUUUGAAAAGCAACCCAGAGCCUGCUGUCACCCACCAUGCUGCCACCUCCACCACCAUGCUGUCACUACCACCACCUCCACAAGCGCCAUCCCUACCACCACCACCUUCACUCCAUCACUACCACUACUACCACAUGAUUAGUACAUAA